CACCAGACCACCACGGAAAAUGGCGACUGUGAAAUAGAUGGAAGACGAAAGUAAGAAAUUAUUCAAUGCAGCGUAUAAAUUGUGUCCUGUCUCCAUCCACACCGCUCGGAGGUCAUGGCAGCUGAAAUGUCAUGUCUGACAGGUGUUGAUGAAGAUGACAAAGAUCCAGAUCCUGAGAUCAAUGCCCUCUCACUCCUGCAAGAGCCAUUGAGAAUGGCUCAAGAAUCAGCCUCCUGCACCGAUUCUUUCGGCAAGCCUUCUCUGAAACAAAACAGUGUCCUAGAUGUUCUGUCAAACACAGAUAUGUUGUCUCCGGUUGGCCUGGGAAAUGGACCUUCUUCACAUCUGGCCACACAAGCUGAUGAACUCAAUAACAUCUCGACAGAGAAAGAGGAGGAAAAAAGCAUCACCCCACUAAAAACUGUGCAGGAAAUUGACACUGCAGGAAUUUGGGGUUUUGACGUUGACUCACCUGAGAACUCAUUGGAUAAUUUUAGUAAUGCCAGUGACCUUCAUUGGGACCCUCACAAAGAGUUUAUGCAGUUUCUGUGGGAGAACCAUAGUGAUUCUCCUGGUGAGGAACCUAAAGAGGAAGUCCCUCCUACUAAUAGCCAAAGGAGAAGGAAACGGAAAAUGGACAUGGUUGUCAUGGUGGAUCCCUCAGAAGACCUUUACCCUGAUCUGAGCCACAAGUCAUCUGAGGAAUCAUCUGAUACCGAGGGACCAGGUGACUCCAUUCCUGCCAGAAAAGUCCGAAAGUCAAGGAAGUUCCCCAAGUCACAGUCGCCACCAACAGGGAAAGUGUCCAAGUAUCCCAAUGGAACUGUAAAGGCCAUUAAGGAAAUUCUUUACAAUGCUCCCACAAGAAAUGCACAUGGGAACAGUAUAAAUCAUGGACUUUCACCAUUGAAGGGGAGGCUCACAAUAAAUUCUCAUUCAGAAGAGAAGCCAUCAUGUUACCCUUGUUCAAAAUGUAAGCUCAUUUUCAAGAAAGAGCAUCAUUUGCAUCGUCAUAUGAGGUCUCACGUUGACUCUCCGAAUAUUUCGCCAAAGCCUUUUAUAUGCCGUGAAUGUGGACAGUCUUUCAGACAAAGUGGUUCACUGAUUGAGCACAUGUCCAUCCACCAGGAGAAGAGAGCAAGGCUCACAGAAGAGGUCAAAGACAUGAAUGAUAAGAAGAAAGAGGAAAAAAACGUGAAGCUUUUCUGCCCUCAGUGCCCAUUUGGAACAAACUGCCCAAACACGUUUGUUCAACAUGCGAAAACUCAUGAGAAGGACAAGAGAAAGUUUAGAUGUGACAAAUGUAGCUUCAGGACUGUGAGUGAGAAUGAUCUUAGGAGACAUAACAUAAUGCAGCACACUGUUAUUACGGUUAGAAAGCAGAUCCAGAAUGAUGACUCUGAAACCUUCUCCUGUAACAUUUGUUCUUAUAAAGCUUUUAGCAAAAAUGUUUUUAAGAAUCACCUUCAGCGGCGCCAUCAACAAACUUUUGAGGAAUACGAAGCUGCACAGCGUAGGGAGAAAAAUGUACAGAGCCAGAUUGAAUCUGAAAGCCUCUCCUGUAACAUUUGUUCUUAUAGAGCUUUCAGCAAGCAUGUUUUUGAGAAUCAUCUUCUGCGGCGCCAUCAACAAACACUUGAAGAAUACGAAGCUGCACAGCAUAGUGACAAAAACGCACAACCAUCUAAGGAGCAGCAUGUGCCUACAUGUAAAAGUCCUGUAGAAGAUGCAGAGUUUAUGUCUAAAAUCUCAAUAAAAAAUCAGAUCUCUUCUAAAAGAGCUUGUUUGCCUAGUGAGUCCAGUGACAUUUCAGACUUAUUCAAAAAUAGCAAGAUUAAGAGAGGUCUCAAGUCUCAGCUAACAGAGUCAAAGCUCGACAAAUCCAUUAAUGUUCUCCUGUCCCGACAAAGACACGGAAGGAAGACUGCUGAACAGAAGAAGGAAAGCAAUAAUUGCAGUACAUCUGUUCAGGAUUCCAAAAGUGACAAGGAUGGCUAUGAUCAGUUGCCAGGACCAUUUACUGUCAAGGUGGAAGAUUCAGCUUUAUCUCCAAAUGGCCAUGGCGUGCCCUCCAGUGAAGCUGAAGGAGAUCUCAAAAGCAUCGGUGAACCCAAGCUGAAUGUAGAUAAGUCAACACUCAAAAAGUCACCAUCUAAACGGAAGAUGUCCACCCCAUAUCGCAACACCUCUGACCAAGACUCAUGCUUCAUCUUACCAAAACCUUUGCCAAGUCCCAAGAAAAUAAACCAAGAAGAAGAAGUGGCAGACUUGGAUGAAAAAGACAUUUUCCAGUUUAAGGAUACAGAUCCCAAUACAAACUCUUUUGACAAUGGUAUCAAGAAAGAAAAACAAAACAUCAUUUAUACCUAUAGCAGAAGAAUGUCCAUGAGGGGUGCUCUGCAGGCGUCUAAAAGGCUGUUUGAGAAAAUAAAGACUGAAGAGCAAGAACAGAACGACCCUGAAAUCAAAGAAGAAUGCAUAGAAACAGAAGUAUUUCAAGAAACCUUUGACUCCCACCAAAUACCACUGCAGGAAUCCUUCACAGACGAUUUGUCAGAGAUGGAUUCAGACCGCAAGAGCUGUCCAUACUGUCCCGCAGUCUUUGAGUCAGGUGUUGGAUUGUCCAAUCAUGUCAGAGGGCAUCUUCAUAGGGUCGGACUGAGUUACAAUGCACGCCAUGUAGUGCCUCCUGAGCAGGUGGCUUCUCAAGACAGGAGGCCACGAAUUCGCCGGAAGAUUUCGGCAUUCCGGAGAUUGAAAAAAGCAUUACAGCUGGACUCAGAUUCUGAGACUGUGAAGAGCAUUCACUCCUGUCCAUUAUGCGGGGAUUCAUUUGAUAACAGGACUGGGCAGUCGAACCACAUACGAGGCCACCUCAAAAAGCUUGGUAAAAGCUUUGCAACAAAGAACAAAUCCCCAUUAUUUUUACUCCGGGAGUUGAUGCGCGACAAGAAGGAGUUCCAGCGGGCACUUCAAAUUCUGGGAAAGAGGCGGAACCAUUUUCAAUACGGUGCUUCACCAAAGCUGUCCAGUGUUGAUAGUUUCACACCAGCCCCCAUUGGAAUCCCAAAAAGUAAUUCUGUUCCAAGAGUUUGCACUGAUGCCAAACCACUGAUGUCCACAUUUUCCUUAGGGGAAAUGGAAUCUGAAAAAAGACAACUAGAGACAAAACUGGAUGUGAAAAAUUCACUCUCAGGCACAACUGCCUUGAUAGGAAUUCUGAAGAGAAGGAAGUGUCAGGAAGACGGCAGGCUAAAGGGGUCCUCUCAGAUGUCAAGAAACACAUUAAUAGUUUCUUCAAACAGUGAGCACAGUUCAGGAUCAGGAGUUGCAGCUUCACUGCCAAACUCAAUAUCUGAGAAAGGUGAAUUCAACAGGAAGGUGUGCGUCCAUUGCAAUGCAACUUUCCACAGUGGAGUUAGCUUGUCCAAUCACCUCCGGGCAUAUGCAAAACGAAAGAGGACUGCCUUACUUGAGGGAACCACAUUUGACUGUAAAGCAAGGAGGCAGCGCUCAAGGCCUGGCUCAAAGAAGAAGACACUGCCCUUAACACAAACUCCAGAGGAAAUGUACAGACUCACCUGCAGGUUCUGUGACCUCGUCUUCCAGGGUCCCUUGUCGGUCCAGGAGGACUGGAUUAAACAUUUACAGAGACACAUUAUGAACACUAGUGUCCCUCACACUGGGCUAGGCAUGGUAGAGGUUACUUCGCUGCCCAUGGACCCCCCAAACCUCAAGACUGACCAAGACAGCUCUCUGACAGCCACACAUGCUGCCUCAUGA
Toxotes jaculatrix (banded archerfish) is the source of this 3783-nucleotide messenger RNA. It is a transcript of the gene znf644a, whose product is annotated as zinc finger protein 644a. Gene Ontology annotation, biological process: regulation of transcription by RNA polymerase II. Gene Ontology annotation, cellular component: nucleus. The record is from RefSeq and is a predicted model, not a curated record. NCBI's taxonomy places the organism in Eukaryota, Metazoa, Chordata, Actinopteri, Toxotidae. The coding region runs from base 115 to 3783 and encodes 1222 amino acids. The transcript is spliced from 6 exons. Gene Ontology annotation, molecular function: RNA polymerase II cis-regulatory region sequence-specific DNA binding; DNA-binding transcription factor activity, RNA polymerase II-specific.